Messenger RNA from Trichoderma asperellum CBS 433.97, 2505 nucleotides. RefSeq lists its product as uncharacterized. Lineage: Eukaryota; Fungi; Ascomycota; Sordariomycetes; Hypocreales; Hypocreaceae. The record is from RefSeq and is a predicted model, not a curated record.
CGCCGGGUCCUUUUCGAGCCUCUUCUUCCUUUCUUCUCCAGGCCGCUUCAUCUUUCAAGUUGCUGGGCACUUCCUCUCCUUUAAGCAUUUUUCGAUACAUAGCAUUCUUUCUUCUUUUACCUUCUUUGUAUCAUCCAUUCUUUCACCGCGAACGACAUUCGACAUUCCUUCGUGGCUCACUUAUAGCAUACACAUUCUUUUCAAAGGUGCUCAGGUAUCACCGUUGCAUUUAUUUACAACCGUCCUAGCGACCUUCACAGCUCGUCGAAAGCUUCACUCGAUUUGCACACAUCCCGUCUUCUCUUUCACCAUGAAGUUCUCUACCCUCGCGGGCGCUGCCGCCAUGACUGGCGCUGCCAUGGCUGCCAAGGACAGCCGAACCUUUGCUGUUUUGCGAUUCACCAACAAGGGCUUGGUCACCACUCGUGCUGAUCCCAUUGUCCAGCCCGGCGGUCCCUCUGGACACGUCCACAACGUCCUCGGCGGCAGCAACUUUGGCUUCUCCUCCACCGGCCAGGACCUGCUCAAGUCCAACUGCAGCACUGCGCUGGUCAAGGGUGACUUCUCCAACUACUGGUACCCGACCCUGUACUUCCACGACCCCAAGACCGGCCUCUUGGAGUCUGUCGACGUCUACUACACCAACGUCUACUACUUCUUCGAGGCCACCAACGACGACAUCAAGGCCUUCCCCACCGGCCUGCAGAUGGUCUCUGGCAAUGCCAUGACCCGUGUCGGCCCUGCUGGCGGCGGCGGCUCUCAGCUCGACCCCUCCAAGGGCCCCGUCAACCCGAUCCAGUUCACCUGCCCUCGCACCUCCUACAAUCCUCCCUCCUAUCCCGUCGGCUCUGACGGCACCAAGGCCGGCAUGGUUGAUCCCAACAACCAGGGCGCUGGAUCUGGUUUCCCUGACGUUACCUGCGACGGCCUGUACUCUCCUCUCCGCCUGGACAUCCACUUCCCCUCCUGCUACAACCCUGCCGCCGGCCUGACCAACUACAAGAACAACACUGCCUUCCCCACCGACGCCGGCAAUGGCAAGCAGGACUGCCCUGCUGGCUGGAUUCACACUCCUCACAUCUUCUUCGAGGCCUACAUGGACACCCAGCCCUUCAAGGGCCGAUGGGACGAGAACCAGGGCACCCAGCCUUUCGUCUUCUCCAACGGUGAUGUUACCGGCUACAGCGGCCACGCCGAUUUCAUGGCUGCCUGGGACGAGGAUGUCCUCCAGCACAUCAUUGACACUUGUGACGCUGGUGAUUCUGGUAUGGACCAGUGCCCUGACCUGCCCUACGGCCUGAACAGCGGCGAGUGCACCAUUCCUCCUCUGGUCAACGAGCAGAUCACUGGUAACCUCACUGCCCUCCCUGGUAACAACCCCCUCAGCGGCUUCAGCUUCGGUGCUGCUCCUGCUAUGAGCUCCGGAUCUUCUAGCUCCAGCUCUAGCUCUGGCUCCACCAACAACGCUUCCUCUGGCUCUUCCUCUGGCUCUUCCGGCUCCUCUGGUUCCUCUGGCGCUGGCGCUUCCAGCAAGCCAGCCAGCUCCUCCAAGCCUGCUGCCACUAGCAACGUCGUCAACGCUGCCCAGCCUGUUACCACUUCCAAGGCCGCCGCUGGUGCUGGCUCCAAGACUAUUGAGUCCAACCCUCCUGCUACUUCCAAGCCUGCUGCAGGUGGUGCCCCCGCUGGUGGUGAUGAGCAGUGCAGUGCUGCCAACGUCCACACCGUCACUGAGACCGUCACCGUCACUGCUGGUUCAGCCCCUGCUUCCACCCCUGUUGCUACCAAGGGUAACUCUGCUGCCACUGUCGGUGGAUACACCUAUGCUGGCUGCUACCAGGACAACAUUGGCCGUGUUCUGAGCGGUGAUGUUCUGCCUAACCUUGGCCCCAUGACCAACGAGAAGUGCGUUGCCAACUGCGUUGGCAAGGGCUUCUCUAUUGCCGCUACUGAGUACGGUGGCCAGUGCUACUGUGGCAACGAGCUCGUCGGCUCUUCCAAGCUCGCCGAGUCUCAGUGCGCCACCCCUUGCGAGGGUAACUCCAAGGAGGUUUGCGGUGGAGGCUGGGCUAUCAGCGUCUACAGCAAGACCGGCUCCGUUAGCAUGACCACUGCUAACUCCCGCCGCUCUGAGCACGCCCGCCGCCACCGCAGCCGCCGCAUCUAAGGUGUCGUCGGCUAUGUUUGGCGCAUUUAGGAUUUGUAUGAGCUGAGUGUUCUGGAGUAUUUUAAGCGUUGCAUGGGUGAUUCCGUGAAUUUAUGGUGGUAGGGUCAUGGGUAAAGGUACAAAGUCAGCAGCGGGCAUGAUAUCUGCUGACUUUGGGAGUGAUUGUUGGAUACUUCGAUUCUCACGUGUAUUUUUGAAAACAUAUUUUACGCUUCUUGGUUUUCUUUAUCUGUCAGAUCAGUUAAAGGGGCCUCCCACGAGGGGAUUUUAAAGCUUUUAUCAAUCGAGGUCUAUGAAUGACUGGGUCUUAUAGAGUCUGAAUAAAAAAGUUUAUGAGC